Columba livia (rock pigeon) is the source of this 768-nucleotide messenger RNA. RefSeq names its product poly(ADP-ribose) polymerase family member 3 (gene PARP3). Gene Ontology annotation, cellular component: nucleolus; site of double-strand break. NCBI's taxonomy places the organism in Eukaryota, Metazoa, Chordata, Aves, Columbiformes, Columbidae. The record is from RefSeq and is a predicted model, not a curated record. Gene Ontology annotation, biological process: protein poly-ADP-ribosylation; double-strand break repair. Gene Ontology annotation, molecular function: NAD+ poly-ADP-ribosyltransferase activity; NAD+-protein mono-ADP-ribosyltransferase activity.
AUGGGCAGCUCUGCCUCCCGCUCGCACCACCCAUGCCCACCGGUCCUCGGGUUGGCACAGAGCCUGCAGGCGCAGAAGGUGAAGGAGGAGGAAGAGGAAGAAGUUGCCCUACUGGUUCAGAUUUACGCUGUGCUGUCCUGCCAGCUCCUGCUGGACCCAACUUCCCGGGAGUACCAGCUGGUCCAAAACUACAUGACACAGACUGGGCACAAACUCCGCAUCUUCAACAUCUGGCAGGUGGCCUGAGACGGUGAGGACGAGCGCUUCAAAGCCCAUGACCACCUGGAGCACCAGCACCUGCUCUGGUACAGUACCAGUGUGGCGAUGGUGGCAGCUAUCCUGAAGAGCAGGCUGCGCAUCAUGCCCCACUUGGGCGGGCAUGUGGGCAAGGGCAUCUUUGCGUCUGAGAACAGCAGGUCAGCCAGCUAUGUGAGCUGCACAUCUGAGAAGGCUGGCAUCAUGUUCCUGACAGAGGUGGCCCUGGGCAAACCCUGCUGCAUCACCUGUGAUGAUCCCACCCUGUGUCAGCCACCCGCCAGCUACGACAGCAUCCUGGUGUGUGGCCGGACAGAGCCGGAUGAGCCUGGGGCAGGAGUGGAACCCGCGCAGGAUGAGGAGGUGCUGCUGGAUGGCAGGAAGGUGCUGGUGUGUCAGGGCAAGCCAACCCCCAUGCCUGCCUACAAGAACUCCUCCUUCAGCCAGAGCAAGUACAUUAUCUACCAGGAGAGCCAGUGCCGGAUCUGCUACCUCAUCCAUCUCCACUUCUGA